UCCAUAAGGAAAGGAAACACGAGAUUCAAAGUUGGGACAAGAAUCGUGCUUGAAAAGACAUAUGUUUGUUCAGCAGCAGGAGUAACAAACAAUGGAAAGAACAAAAAGAAAAAAGUGCAAACAGUUGUUCCUGUGGUGCCCAAAAAAGAGAGAAAACCAAGGCAAGUUUCGAUCACGAGAACUCAAUGUAGGGCUUGCUUGAGAGUGAAAAUGAAUUCUGAAGGCAGAUAUGAGGUUGUUAAUCAUGUGAUAAUGCACAACCAUGAUUUAACUAGAAGUCAAUGGCACUACUUGCAUAGAUCUGAAAGGCAAAUAACGGAAGAGAAGAGGGAGGCAAUUGAAACUAUGCAAAAAUCUGGUCUGUCAUCCACGGCUUCCUUUAACUACAUGGCAAUUGAAGCUGGAGGUGAAGAAAAUUUGGGACACUCGAAGAAAGACCAUCUAAAUUACUGCACGAGGUUAAAAAUGAAGCAAAUAGAAGGAGGUGAUGCACAAGCAGUAACUGACAUAAUGUAUUUAGAGCUUGAAGGUGACCCAAACUUCUUUUUUAGAUUUAGAUUGGAUGAAAAAGGUAAAUUGAGGAGUUUAUUUUGGAGGGACUCUAUGAUGAUGGAAGACUAUGGAAUUUUUGGAGAUAUAGUGGUUUUUGACACGACGUAUAGAACAAACAGGUAUAACCUAAUUUGUGCUCCAAUAGUUGGAAUAAACAACCACUGGAACAAUUGCAUGUUUGGUUGUGCAUUCAUAGGAGAUGAAAAGAUUGAGUCGUUUGUGUGGCUUCUACAAACUUUCAAAAAGUCAAUGGGGGGAAAAAGUCCAAUAUCAAUCUUUACAGAUCAAGAUGCAGCAAUGAACAAUGCCAUCAAUCAGGUCUUUCCAGAUUCAAGAGACAGAUUAUGUGUAUGGCAUUUGCAUCAGAAUGCUAUUACCAGAUUUGGGGCAUUGAAACGAGAUCCAACUUUUAAGAAGACAUUCAACUAUUGCUUGUAUAAGUGUGUCACAGUAGUUGAAUUUGAAACCAAUUGGAGAUCAAUGCUGCAACAAUAUGAGCUGAUAGGGGAAGAGUGGUUUACAAAUGUAUACGAUUUGAGAGAAAAAUGGUGCCCUGCGCUAAGCAAAGACUUCUUUUCAGCUGGGAUUUUGUCUUCACAACGAAGUGAAAGCACUAAUCACGCCAUCGGAUUUAGAGCAAACAGAGCAACCAGUUUAACUGAUUUCUAUAGAUUGUUCAAAGGUACAAUACAACGUUGGAGAAGUACAGAAAAGCAAGCUGAAUUCUCUUGUAGUAAAUCGGUUCCAUCCUCGGCUUUACCACUAUCUGGAUUGUUGAAACAUGCAUCAGAAGUUUACACGUUGUCACUAUUCAGAGACUUUGAGGAGGAAUUUGGAUAUUCAAUUGCAACAACAGCAAAAUUAAUUUGGAAACAAGAAAAUACUGAGUUCUAUGCUGUGUCCAUUGAUGAAGAACCUUGGUCUGCACAGAGAGUAACAUACAUCCACGAGAGCCAAACAGUAUCAUGUACGUGUAAAAACUUUGAAGCUUCAGGAUGGUUGUGCUACCACUGCAUUAGGAUAUUGCACCUUCAUUCGGUUAACCGGAUUCCAGAACAGUACAUCAAAAAGAGGUGGACAAAAUCUGCCAAGUCAUCAGUUUGGAACAAAUUAGAAAAUGAAAAACCAGAAGAGGUGCAGUACACACCUUGGCGCCAAACCAUGGCUAGGAAAUACUACAACCUUAUCUUGAAAAGCCAAUCAAAUGAGGAGACAAGAACCCUUAUGGAGGAUGGUUAUGCCGCUAGUGUGUCUCUGGUUGAUGAACUUCUAGCGUCAUUAAAUGUUUCAAACACUGACGACGCUUCAACCACAGAAACAAGUGCAACAGCAGCACCUGAAACAAGUGCAACAGCAGCACCUGAAACAAAUGCAACAGCAGCAUAUGAAACAAACUCAGCACCAGCAGGUUUCUUUGCCGUCCGUUUGGUAGGAGCUUGCUUCUUCUCUGGUGGUCCUACAUUUUCGGGGACAGAUGCAUCUGCUACAUUCCUUUUAAGACGUUUUCUUGAAGUAAAAGUCUUCAACGGUUGUUUGUUGCCCUCUGCCGCAUUAUCAUUCACAUCUGCCACAUUGUUAUUCAUCUCUGCCAUAUUACCCUCUGGUUUCUCGUUCUCAUUGGCAUUCUCCUGUGCAAUUUUACCCUCUGGUUUCUUGUUCUCAUUGGCAUUCUCCUCUGCUUUCUUUUCAACUUCCUUCUCCUUUUUGGCAGCUUCUUUCUUCAACUUCCUAUCAUUUGCCAAUUUUUGCUUCCUCCUGGUUACCACAUGUGGAUAGACAUCUACUCGUUUGGAAUUGAAAUCAGCAAGUUUAUUGAGAACUUCUGCCCGUUUGUCAU
Messenger RNA from Spinacia oleracea (spinach), 2389 nucleotides. RefSeq names its product protein FAR1-RELATED SEQUENCE 5-like. Lineage: Eukaryota; Viridiplantae; Streptophyta; Magnoliopsida; Caryophyllales; Amaranthaceae. The coding region runs from base 211 to 2328 and encodes 705 amino acids. The transcript is spliced from 5 exons. The record is from RefSeq and is a predicted model, not a curated record. Gene Ontology annotation, molecular function: zinc ion binding.